AUGCGCCCUGGAGCUCCCAGAAGCACAGUCGACCGCCUCGACCGGCCGAGCGCCUACUACCAGAGCAGGAACAAGCGCCGGCGUGACCGCGACGAUGACCACGAGGCGCCGCCAGAGCCCGCCGUCGAUCCCCUCGCCAAUGCCACGACGCUCUACGUCGGCAACCUAUCCUUCUUCACCUCGGAAGAGCAAAUCUACGAGCUCUUCUCCAAGUGCGGCGAGAUCAAGCGCCUCGUCAUGGGCCUCGACCGCUUCCAAAAGACGCCCUGCGGCUUCUGUUUCGUCGAGUACUACACGCAUCAGGACGCCCUCGACUGCAUGAAGUACAUUGGAGGCACCAAGCUCGACGAGCGCAUCAUCCGCACCGAUCUGGACCCGGGCUUCGAGGAGGGCCGCCAGUACGGCCGCGGCAAGUCGGGCGGCCAGGUGCGCGACGAGUAUCGCGAGGACUACGACGAGGGCCGCGGUGGCGUGGGCAGGGCCAUCCAGGCGGAGCGGUUGAGGGACUAUGAUGAGGAGGGUCGUUACAUGCGAUAG
This is a messenger RNA of Purpureocillium lilacinum, 537 nucleotides long. RefSeq names its product nuclear cap binding complex subunit. The record is from RefSeq and is a predicted model, not a curated record. Gene Ontology annotation, cellular component: nuclear cap binding complex. Gene Ontology annotation, molecular function: RNA cap binding. Gene Ontology annotation, biological process: mRNA cis splicing, via spliceosome. Lineage: Eukaryota; Fungi; Ascomycota; Sordariomycetes; Hypocreales; Ophiocordycipitaceae.